This is a messenger RNA of Alternaria hordeiaustralica, 843 nucleotides long. RefSeq lists its product as uncharacterized. The transcript has 2 exons. The record is from RefSeq and is a predicted model, not a curated record. NCBI's taxonomy places the organism in Eukaryota, Fungi, Ascomycota, Dothideomycetes, Pleosporales, Pleosporaceae. Bases 1 to 843 code for a protein of 280 amino acids.
AUGGGUUUCCUUAGCGAAUUGAUCUCCGACUUCACCAGCUCUGGUUCAAAGGACCAACAGCAACAGCAGCAGUCAAGCUAUGGCCAAUACCCACCCCAACAACAGCAGGGUUACUCACAGUACCCUCCCCCACAGCACUCUCAGCAACCACCACCAGUCUCACCACCAUGGUACGCUGAGUGGGAUCAACGCGAGAACCGUUGGGUCUUCGUGAACCAGCAGAACGGCGAGCGAACUUUCCAGUACCCCGGACCCGGCUACGCGCAACAACAGGGCAACUACGGCGCUCCACCAUCACAAGGUGGAUAUGGUUACGGCCAGGAUGGUUACAGCAACCAGGGUGCAUACCAGCAGAGCGCGUACGACCCAACUCGCAGCGGUCAGCAGCAAGAAGAGAAGAGCGGCGGUAAUGGCUGGAAGUAUGCCGCAGCCGGUGUCGCAGGUGUUGCAGGCGGUGCACUGCUGAUGCACGAGAGCGACAAGAUUGAAGACGGCUGGGACAGCGCCAAAGCCAACGUAUCCAACGGCGUCGACGAAUUCGGCAACGACGUCAGCAACUUCCCCGAGAACGCCGCGGGCUGGACCGGCGAGCAAGUCGGGCGCGCCGAGAACUUUGGCGACGACGUCGAGCAGAAGUGGGAUAACGGCGUUCAAGACGUGGAAGACUUCCCGGAAAACGCGGCGGAGUGGACGGGCGAGAAGGUGCAGGCUGUGGAGGAUAUACCGGAGGAUAUUGAGAAUAAGUGGGAUAAUAUGACGGAGGGUGUGGAGCAGUUUGGUGAUAACAUGGAGAGUGCGUAUGAUGAGGGGAGGGACGAACAGAGGUAUGAUGAUGAGUAUUGA